AUGACGGAUUUGUCGGAUCGCCCCAAGACUGAUAUCCCUGAACAAUCCACCACCACCUCAAAGAUGGCGAACCCCGACCUGCCAUCCGGCUCUCCCUCCAAUCAGCCCGACGUCACAGGACAAAGUGUCGAGGCUUCAGAUAGCAAUGCGCAUACCCUCGCAGCUGCCACCGAUACAACAACCCCCAGUCCUCCCGAGGCCGUCCCUGCUCCGGCCCAACAAGAAGACUCUUUGGUAAUUUCCCAAGAGACGACGGCGCCAUCGCCGCCCGCUAAGCACGACUACUCUGGCACUGCUAUUGAGGCGGCGACGAACGAGGACGCAACCAAGGCCAUCCCGGUCGCAUCGAAGGACGAGGGCCCCGUCUGCGUCAUAACCUUGCUGGUGACGUCGGGAAAGAAGCAUCCCUACAAGAUUGACGAGAAAUAUCUCACGAAGAGGAACGUCCACAUCCCCGGCACCACCGAGUCGGGUCACAAGGAUCCCUUUAGUAUCAGUGUGUACACUCUCAAGGAGUUAAUAUUGAGGGAAUGGCGUGAGGAGUGGGAGCCGAAACCUUCCAGCCCGACUCUUAUCCGGUUGAUUCACUUCGGAAAGCUUUUGGCCGACAAAGAUCAGCUAAAUCAGUAUAAAUUUAGCGCUGAGACCAGCAACGUCGUCCACAUGUCCGUUCGCCCUCAGGAGAUUGUCGAGGAAGACGAACCCAAGGGCUCAGGAAAAGGCGGCCGGGAUUCCAGGAGCCAGGACAGCGGAAGCCGGUGCUGUGUCAUAUUAUGA
Scedosporium apiospermum is the source of this 777-nucleotide messenger RNA. RefSeq lists its product as uncharacterized. The transcript has 2 exons. NCBI's taxonomy places the organism in Eukaryota, Fungi, Ascomycota, Sordariomycetes, Microascales, Microascaceae. Bases 1 to 777 code for a protein of 258 amino acids. The record is from RefSeq and is a predicted model, not a curated record.